ACCUGCCCUUGGCCAGAGGCCCGUCGUGAGCUUCACCGCGGUGGCCCCUCCCCCAGACUCCAGUUUCUAACAACAGAGGCUGUUGCUGCAGGAGCGGGGCCCAGGGAGACCAGCCCCAGCCCCACACUUGGCCCAGCCGCAGGGACUCGGCUCAGAGGGGCCGAGACUGUGAUCUCUGCCCACCACCUCGCUGGCCUCUGGCCUCUGGGGCCUCCUCGCGCUGGCCCCACCCGGAGACCCCACCCGCCCCCGGCCGCCCCGGCUGCUCGGACGGAUCCCAGUGCCGGCGGGGGCCGCGGGAGGACCCCGGGGUCUGCACUGCUCCCCGGAUGGCCUGCUCUUCCUGACGGCUGGGGCUGCGCCCUGCGUCCACGUGAUGGACCUCGAGGGACGUUCCAUCUGCCUGCUGCCCUGCCAUCUGCCAGGGGCUGGGGCCUUCGUGCCGGAGGACAUUGCUGUGACGUCCGCCGGGCUGGUGGUGGUCAGUGACCUCGUCCGUGGGGCUGUCCACGCACUUCAGCACACCGCCCGAGCCCCCCAAGGUCGCUGGGCCACAGUGGGCACCUACCUGGCCCCCCGGGGACUGGCUGUGGAUGCCGCUGGCCACCUUCUGGUGACAGACUACGUGCUUGGGGCUGUGCACAGCUUCACACUGAGCCCUGCCUUGGAGCCGCUGGCCCCAGCCUCCAUGCUGGGUCUGCAGGGCCCAUGCUGGGUGGGCCCAGGGCCUGACGGGGGCCUCGUCGUGAGUGAGGAGUUUGGGGACGUGCGGCUGUUCGGCAGUGCCUGCCAGCCCCUGGGCUCCCUGGGGCGUCUGACAGGGCACGCCUUUGGGAACCCAGCAGGCGUGUGCACUGAUGUGGAGGGCAGUGUCAUUGUGGCAGAUGAGCAAGGGCGGUGCGUGACCCUGUUUCCUCGUGCCAGGGCCCCCGUCUGCCUCGUGUCGGAGGGGCUGGGGCGGCCCCUGGGUGUGGCCUGUGCCCCUCAGGGCCAGCUCGUGGUGGCAGACGCAGGAGACAGCUACAUCAAGGUGUACCAGUACCACCCGGAGCCGGCCUGACCCGGGGGCUGAUGGAAGCAGCCCCUCACCACGUGUGGGCCCAGCCCCCAGGGCCCCAGACCACUAUGGGAGGGACAUUCAGGGUGGUGGGGCCCUCCAGGGCUGCUGGCCCUGCCCUUCUGAUGGGACACAGUGGCUGACAUUUGCUGAGCACCUGCUGUGCCGGGCACUGGGCUGGCCUCUGUCUUCCUCCUGGAGAGGCUUCAGACUUGCCACAAACCAGCCCCUUCCCCCAGCUUCCCCUACAAGGUGCACAGCCUCUAAAGUUGGGUCCUGUCCACACUCCAGUUUAGUAGGCGCCAAAACUCACUGCCUCUGUGUCCGCUCAGGCCCUGGUCCUGCUGGCUCAGGGCCCGGGGGGCCUGAGCUUUGAGGCCAGCAGCUGAAGCCUGGGGAAGGUCGGUGCGUUGGGCUGGGCGCCCCAGCCUCCUAAUCAGACAGAAGCAGACAGGGAGGGUUAGGCUGGGCUGCGCCGGGCUGGGCAUGGGUGUGGCCCCUCACUGUCCCCCAUCCUCAGAGGCACCCCAGACGCCAAGCCUCUUGCAGCUUCGCUGGACCUAACUGAGGUGAGGGAGAGCAGAGGAGGGGCCACCCCUGAGGCACCUUGGGGUGGCACGUGGCUAGGCCGGGAGGCUCCAUACCCCUGGUCUCCUGCUCCCAUGUAAGACUAGCUCUCAGGUUGAACCUUCGCUUUCUCCUCUGCAAGCUGUCCAAGCUCACGGGUGGGGUGUUCUGGGAAGGUUCCAGACUGUGGUCAAGCCGGGAGAGCCUUCCUAUGAGGAGAGACUCCUGUUACUCGAGAACAAUGGGCAAACAAGGCCCCAAAGGGAUGGGAGGUGAGGGCUUCUUCUGAGUCUGGGGGCCAGCCAGGUCCCCAGUUCCAGUGAGGGGACUCUUUGGGAGGGGACAGUGCCUGCUCCAGUCUGUCACCAGGAGAAUGCCUCUGACAAAGUCUCCUUUGUACGUUCCAGCCCCUAUGGGUGGUGGGAUUAAGUGGUCAAUGUAAGAAGGCAUGUGCAGUAAGUGCUCAAUAAAUGUUAUUGCUGCUGGUG
Suricata suricatta (meerkat) is the source of this 2112-nucleotide messenger RNA. It is a transcript of the gene NHLRC4, whose product is annotated as NHL repeat containing 4. Gene Ontology annotation, molecular function: protein binding. The transcript has 2 exons. Bases 377 to 1060 code for a protein of 227 amino acids. The record is from RefSeq and is a predicted model, not a curated record. Lineage: Eukaryota; Metazoa; Chordata; Mammalia; Carnivora; Herpestidae.